AUGCCUCCACCCGUCUGGUCUGUACCAGACUACCUGGAUGCGCGGUCGUUAGGAGACUUGGACCAGUCUCAAGAUUUGGUCAGAAGAGUCAAUGUGCCGAUCAACAGCACAACGCCGCCGGCGCUCGAGGAGGCUAUCCAGCAGGACCCUUUCUCACAAGCCGGCAAAUAUGGCCUGCUCUUCGUCUACUUCGCCGUCAUCCUGCUAGUCGCGACUGCAUUCAUGCGCGUCUUUCACUACUGGGGCGACAAGAUCCGGACCGCCCUACACAAAGAAGAUCUGAUCGAAUCGGCAAAGGAAUGGAGCGCCAACUCAGCUAUCCCAGACACCGAUUCCGUCAUGCCAACGAGCUCGCAAACCGACGGCUCAACCAGACACUUCUUUCCAGCGACUGGCCCCCUCGUGCCCCAAAAACCGAAAAAGCAGGCGGCCGUAUCAGCGAUCGCCCCCAUUAACAACAUCAUUGCUGUCUUCCGUUGGGUGUUCUACCGUCCCAUUCCGCCACUGCAGAUAUGGAAAUUCCGUUUCGUCUUCCCAUCGCUGAAUGUCAUCGCAGUGGUCUUGGCCGCAGCGAUCUCGUCUCUGUUGUACUGCUUCCUUCCACAGCCGUACUUCUAUGCCUCCAUGUCGUACGGUUCGCCGCCGUUGGCAAUCCGAGCAGGCAUGAUCUCGGUGUCACUUCUUCCCUGGAUCGUGGCAACCUCGGCGAAAGCCAAUAUCCUCACCUACCUGACAGGCAUCGGACACGAGCGGCUGAAUGUCCUCCAUCGAUGGGCGGCCUACUUGUGUGCCGUGUUUGCCGCCAUUCAUGCAGUACCAUACUGGUGGCAAUCAGUCCGAGACGAGAGUGGAUUUACCAUCUUCAAACUCUAUUUCAACCAGCAGUACUACAUCUAUACCACAGGUAUCGCGGCAGUCGCGCCUCUGAUCUUCCUGGUGCUUCACUCUCUGCCGAUCAUGCGUGCCAGGCUGUACGAGUUCUUCGUCAUUCUGCAUGCACCAGUUGCAUACGCCUUCGUUGGGCUGCUGAUGUGGCACUGUAACAACUAUCUCACGUCUUGGAGCUAUCUCUACACCACAAUUGCACUCUUGGCGCUGUCCCUCGUUUCGCGCGCCUUCUACUUGAACUGGAUGAACCCACUGCGCAAUUCAUUCCUUAUCGGAGAGGAAUCGGCUGUUACCAUCCUGCCAGAGAAUGCCGUCAAAGUCACGAUUCCAACCCAGAAGCGAUGGAAACCAGGACAAUACGCCUAUCUGCGUAUGCCGGGCGUUGCACUCUUCGAAAAUCAUCCAUUUACCAUCGCUUCGCUGUGCAGUGAAGACUUCCCUUCAGAAUACGGCGAGCAGUAUCGUGACAUGAUGCUAAUCUUCCGCCCGUUUGGUGGAUUCACACGCAAGCUUUACGACACUGCUCUCAGGAAGGGCCCGCACAAGACUUACCGCGCUUACGUGGACGGCCCAUAUGGCGGCACACAACGGCAAAUGUCCAGCUUUGACAACGUGGUUUUCUUUGCUGGUGGCUCCGGAAUCACCGCCAUUGCGUCGCAGGUCCUGGACCUCGUGAAGCGCAUGCGCGACGGCAAGGCAACGACCACCAGUGUCACAGUUGUGUGGGCCAUGAAACGACCUGAGCUAAUGGAAUGGUUCAAGGAGGAGCUCCGAAUCUGCCGUGAACACGCUCCCCCAGGUUCGAUGCAAUGUCACUUUUUCAUCACUGCUGCGAAGCGCUAUGAGAACUUUGGGGCGCAGCCACCGAGGGAGUCGCAGCGAUACAGUGGCUUCAAGGAGAAGAUCAAUGAUGCGCUCCAGGGUGUGGCAUCAAAGCGCAACUCUGCUCUCAUAGAGCAACACCCUGAUCAGAAGCCGUCUCCGGAGUUCGAUGCCAUGACUGCCCUUCCACAGGCGGCCUACCUCUCACCCGACAGUGCGCGUCGUCCGCAGCCAUCGCCAACGACGGCGCAGUACUUUCCACCACCUCCUACGACUAAUCGCCAGAGCACCAUCUCGAUGGCACAAAAUGACGCUAUUCGGCGGUUUGAUUUCGGCUUUCCCCAGACGCCGACAGCAUUUCAGAAGAAUCUCAUGCGCUUCGCCUUUCUGCCCACCACGAUACGGCGUGACGGAUGGCGAACAGAGUACGGUCGGCCCGACAUCCCAUACUUGUUGAAAGGUCUGGCACGCGAGUUUGGAAGGCGGAGCUGUGUGUUCGUUUGUGGACCUCCACAAAUGCGAGUGGACGUAUCGAGAACGGUUGCCGACCUGCAGAAGGAGGUCUGGAGCGACUCGGCGAAAGACGAGAUAUACCUACAUGCCGAAAAUUACGCUCUCUGA
Cyphellophora europaea CBS 101466 is the source of this 2331-nucleotide messenger RNA. RefSeq lists its product as uncharacterized. Gene Ontology annotation, cellular component: plasma membrane. The transcript has a single exon. Gene Ontology annotation, biological process: copper ion import; intracellular iron ion homeostasis; iron ion transport. Gene Ontology annotation, molecular function: ferric-chelate reductase activity. The coding region runs from base 1 to 2331 and encodes 776 amino acids. The record is from RefSeq and is a predicted model, not a curated record. Lineage: Eukaryota; Fungi; Ascomycota; Eurotiomycetes; Chaetothyriales; Cyphellophoraceae.